Molecule: messenger RNA, 423 nt
Organism: Zingiber officinale
Lineage: Eukaryota; Viridiplantae; Streptophyta; Magnoliopsida; Zingiberales; Zingiberaceae
Product: protein NEGATIVE REGULATOR OF RESISTANCE-like
Exons: 1
Coding region: 1-423 (140 amino acids)
Biological process (GO): regulation of systemic acquired resistance
Source: RefSeq, a predicted model, not a curated record
AUGGAACCUUCCAAGCGGAAGCGACGCGUCGUCGGAGUCGAUGGAGACGACGACAACCGUCGCCGCCCUUCCAGCAAUCCCCGCCCUGCUGAUGUGGCCCAUCCCCAAGUGAACAACGACGAGGUCGAGGAGUUCUUCUCCAUCCUCUGUCGCAUGCGAGACGCCACGCGCUCGAUCGGUGUCCGCCGGAAGGCGCCCCAGCCCGCUCCGGCGUUGCCACUGUGGAGCCCCACGUUCGUGCCAGAGGACUUCGAGGGUCCUGAUCCUAAGGGCGAUCGCGGAGUGUCGGCGGAUAGCGCGGAGGAGGAGCAUGGUGCGCCCCCACUUUGCCUGGACUUGAACGCGGAUCCGGAGCCGGAGUUCUCGGCGGAGGAGAACCCCUGCUGCGAGGCGGCCACGCGAUGCGCCCGUAGACCCGCGUAA